This is a messenger RNA of Menidia menidia (Atlantic silverside), 2665 nucleotides long. Lineage: Eukaryota; Metazoa; Chordata; Actinopteri; Atheriniformes; Atherinopsidae. The record is from the annotation of a GenBank genome assembly.
CCGUCAUACCGUGGUAUAAAAAUCAUCAAAUGAUCGAAUCUGUUUAUUUCCUAAAUUAAAUUGUGUCAAACACUCUUAGUUUAUGUGCGCAACAACCUUCUUUUGGCCGGAAUGUAAAUUGAGUGACGCUUUUGCACGCACCUUCAUGGGUCCGUGUAGAAACGCGUCCACUUUAACGAUAGUUCCCCCAGAGACAGCAGGAUGUUGUGGUGCAGACCUGAAACCUCUGAUAAGCUUGUUGGGGACUUUCUUGGCACCGGACCCACAAUCAGAAACAAGAUGAUAAAAAACUGGGGCGUUAUCGGAGGAGUUGCUGCGGCGAUUGCUGCUGGAGUGUACGUUUUCUGGGGCCCAAUUACAGAGAGGAAGAAGAGGAAGAGAGGGAUGGUUCCCGGUCUGUUAAAUUUGGGCAACACCUGCUUCUUGAACUCUUUGCUUCAGGGCUUGGCAGCAUGUCCUUCCUUUGUCAGAUGGCUGGAGAAGUUUUCAGGUCUACCCACAAUCCAGUCAUGCAAGGACAACCAGCUAUCCUCGACACUGCUGCAGCUUCUCAGAGCUCUGUCCAGUGAUGGGCCUGCGGAGGAGGAUGUUCUUGAUGCUGGAUGCCUCCUGGAUGUCCUCAGACUGUACCGCUGGCACAUUAGCUCCUUUGAGGAGCAGGAUGCGCAUGAACUUUUUCACGUCCUCACAUCUUCUCUGGAAGAGGAGCGGGAUCGUCAGCCAAAAGUCCCUCAUUUGUUUGACAUGCAGUCCCUUGAGAGUCUCCCAGACGCAGAUGAGAAAACUUUAGCCUGUAUAAGUCGAGCUCCUCUUCAUCCAAUACCGAGUCCAUGGAAGUUUCAUCAUCCUUUUCACGGCCGUUUAACAAGCAAUAUGUCAUGCAAGCGCUGCGAAAUACAAAGUCCAGUGCGAUAUGACUCAUUUGAGAGCCUCUCCUUGUCUAUCCCUCUACCUCAGUGGGGUCGGCCGAUCUCACUGGACCAGUGCCUGCAGCAUUUUAUUUCCUCAGAAACUAUCAAAGAGGUGGAGUGUGAAAACUGCACCACGCUUCAACAAAGCACAAUAAUAAAUGGUCAAGUUCUAGAAAGCCAGAGGACGACGUUUGUUAAGCAGCUGAAACUUGGAAAGCUCCCCCAGUGCCUCUGCAUCCAUUUACAAAGACUGACCUGGUCCAGCGAAGGAACCCCCAUCAAGCGCCAGGAGCACGUGCAGUUCGCAGAGUACCUGUCGAUGGACCGCUACAAACACAGCAGCUGCACACAGCGGGGUCAGCGGUCCAGAUGUGCUCCCAGAGGCACGAAGGCAGAAGCUUUAGAUGAUUCUACUGAAAGGGCCACAGCUAAUGGGACUGAUGCAGAGCAUCUUAAUAACAACAAACCCUUUCCUAAUGGAGGCUGUCCUGUGUUUCUUCACUCGCCUGGCGUGACAUCGCAGCUUAGCCUCACAUAUGACCACAGCGCCUUCCCCUCCAGCUGCUCAGAGUACCUUUUCCAGCUCACGGCUGUGCUGAUUCACCACGGCGACAUGCACUCAGGACAUUUUGUCACAUACCGCCGCAGCCCUUCCUCAGCACGCUGCUCCUCGCCCUUCAGCUCGCACUGGCUGUGGGUGUCCGACGACUCGGUCCGCAAAGCCAGCCUGCACGAGGUGCUGUCCUCCAACGCUUACAUGCUCUUCUACGAGAGGGUCCGGAGGCCAGGCCUGAGCCCGCGCACCGAGGAGUGACCAGGCAGCCCAGACGCUCAGCAGCGGGUGGCUUUGCGAGGAGAGGAAAACCAUAAUAGAAUUAUUAAUAGUUUCUGACGACAGCAUCAUGUGCGUUGUGGACACACUUCCUGCUGCUCUGAUCACAGCAGGAAGCCUUUUAGCCCAAAGAGGAUGGACCUACAGAAUUUAAAUCCAGUAUCACUGAUCAUGUAACCUGUUUCUCAGAGACUGAAAAAGGAACUCCCGACCGUAUUAUGUGCACGAAGGUACCGGGCGUGUGCCACACGGCUCAUGUGUGACUCUUAGAGCGUCAGGAGCAUCGACUCCGCUCUGUCCACCUCAUGUUAUGCUAUUUAGGCAUCAUACAUGAGGGUGGUCCUGGUAUUUUGUCCAUUGCCUAUAAUCUACAGGUACUGAGGUAGGUAAUCCACAUUUCUCAGAGAUGUUAUAUAGAAGUUGUUACACAUUCAGACACGUUGGACGGGAUGAGUCUUCGUUGACUCUGGCUCUUUAUUGUCUUAUCUGAUUACUUGCCUAAUCAUUCCUUGCGGUGUUUGUUAACUAUAUUGGAAAUAUUGUUUCAACUGGCACGGUUUCAACUGUUCCCCAUCGUCCUUACACUGUCAUAACACGCAGGGCUGCACAUUCGAGGUUAAAGUGCCAUGCUGUCUGUAAUGUUCUGGAUUUUAAACCCAUGAAACCACGGGUGCUGCCACCACGAGCGACCCUUCCAAAAGUGAUGGUGAAAACGUUCAAAAGAGUAAUAUUGACUUUGAUUUUAAAAGUAUACUAUCCUGGAUAUUUUUAACUGUGAGCAGCUGAUGACUGCCGUUUCCUACUGAACAGAUUUAAAAAGAGAAGUGGCCUGGUGUUUGCAGUUUGCACUGAUGUAUUUUCAUGUAAGAUUUGUGUGCAGUCUUUGGAGGUGAUUGUUUUCAGAUAAUAAAAGAAGAAAGCA